Cydia amplana is the source of this 614-nucleotide messenger RNA. RefSeq lists its product as uncharacterized. Gene Ontology annotation, molecular function: protein binding. The record is from RefSeq and is a predicted model, not a curated record. Lineage: Eukaryota; Metazoa; Arthropoda; Insecta; Lepidoptera; Tortricidae. Bases 1 to 603 code for a protein of 200 amino acids. The transcript has 4 exons.
AUGAUAUUUGAUGGACAGAGAGGCAAAGAAAGAAUAUGUGUGGAGUGCAUUCUCGCGCGCUCGUGCAGCAGGGCGCGUUGCUCGCGCACGCUGGCGCCGGUGUGCGCGCUGGUGGCCGUCGCCGCGGCGCGCGACCUCCGCUUCUACCCCAACGAUUGCCAUCUCAAUAAAAUACGGUGCCUUCUCAAUAAUUACCUCAAAGAUAACUUGAUGCUAAUGAAAACUAAAAAUGAAUAUAAAGUUACAGUUAAGCGACUCCCUGAUUACGUUUGUGGUGUAGAAAAGCCAGUGGAGGUAACGGACGGUAGACGUUACAUCGAUCACACUAUAGUGGGGAGCAGAAACUUUUGCAACCACACGUGUCCCACACACUGCACUGACAUCUACGAACCCGUGUGCGCCAUGAUCUGGGACCAGAAUAUUAAGAACCGAGGAAGCCAUGUUUUGGUCAACCACUGCCAUGCUGACUUGCUGUCCUGUUCAUUACAAGCGACUGUUCAGAUUCAGACUAUUGACUAUUGCUUAGGAGCAAUGACUCAGUUUGCCUAUAAUGCAAUGACACAGGCCGCCGCUAUGAAAAAACUGGGGCUCAUCACCGUUUGAUACUUGUGAUA